CGGAAAGCUUGAUGGAGGUUGUAAAGCGAAACUUGUCAGGUCUGUGCGGAUAUCGUGUGAUUUUUGACCAACCAGCAACGGCUGCUGUUAAUUCCCCAUCUACCCCUUGUGCCCCUUGUCGUUGAAAAAAGUUGGGUAGCUCUGGCUGGGUAGUUCUAGCCUCUAGGUAUGGGAUUAAGCCGCUAAAAAAAACAAAUGGUACGCCCAUCACCUCCCCCAUUCUCCCCCCCCAUUCAAACUUGCAGUCUGCUGUACGGUACCAGACUACCAGUAAACGUCUGUGUCAGUGUGUCUACACCUACCUCCACACAUCCCAUCCCCCCGACACAACCCGUCUUGACCUGUGCUGGAGCUUUACAGGAAUUGGCUCGAUCACGUUAGCCUCAUAUGUAGAAAUUAGAAAUUAGCAAUGGAUUUUAAAUUAUCGGCAUCAAAGAUAUCCCUGUGACACAACUAUCUUUGCCCCCCCUGUCGCUGGCAAGAAAGCUGUCGCAAUGACGCCACUUGAUUGGUCGGACCUCGUCGCAACCUCCUGUUUACCUGCAACCUCGUCGACCUCAACCUCACUACCUCUCGUUCUCGCCCUCAUCAGCACUCCAUCAACCUUUACCCAAAAUCUCUCCAAAACCUCUCCUUCGUGGUCGCAAUCAUCCAGCGACUGCUAUUAGAAAUUAAAUAUUCAAUUUUCUGCCACAUAUACCACACUAUUCACCUCUCUUUUGCACCGUCAUGCCUGUCGAGCUCCGCAAGCGCAAAGCUCCUGCGCCGGCCCCAGAGCCUCCGGCCAAGAAGCAAUCCAAAGUAUCCAAGGCAGCUACUAAGGUGAAGGAGACUGUCAAGGCCAAACCUGCAAAGUCUGCCACUGCCAAUGGCUCAUCCAAGCCCGCGAAGCCCGCGAAGCCCGUCGUCGGUGACACUAUCACCCUCGACGGCUUUGGCGGUGAGAUCGAGACUAAUGACGGCAACAAGACUACUUUGAAAGCCUUAGUAGAUGAGAGCAAGUCCGGAGUUGUGCUCUUCACAUACCCCAAGGCCUCAACCCCUGGCUGUACCAACCAAGCCUGUCUCUUCAGAGACUCCUACGAGCCCUUUACUAAGGAUGGUCUCGCUAUCUAUGGCCUUUCGACUGAUUCGCCCAAGGCCAACACCACCUUCAAGACCAAGCAGAACCUACCUUACCCGCUGCUAUGCGACCCCAGCGCUACCCUUAUUGAGGCUAUUGGUCUCAAGAAAGCACCCAAGGGUACCACUCGAGGUGUCUUUGUCGUUGACAAGGCUGGAAAGGUCCUUCUUGCUGAGCCUGGCAGCCCAGCUGGCACGGUCGAGGCUGUCAAGAAGCUGGUUGCUGCCAGCGAGGGAGAUGUCGCAAAGGAGCCUGCUGACGAAAAGCCAGCAGAAGAGCCCGCCAAGGAAGCCAAGACUUCUAAUGGCGACACUGCUGAGGAGAAGAAGGAUGUUGGAACCGCUGAGUAAUGAGAGAAGGGAAUUUCAUUCGUCUGGUUUUGUCUAUGGAUUAGGUAUCUUGUCAUCUGGUGACGGCAGAAUAGUCUUGUUGAAAUCUUAGUACCUGGCUUGCGCAUCAACGUAGAUAACCAGGAUCAAUCAAGCACAAUCAACGUGAUCCGCUUGCUACUUUCAAUGUGACAUAUAUCUAGAUAUUGCAUCAUCGAAGAAAUAGGAACCUGAUUGAUCUCCAUUCAAGUUUUAGCCUACCAAGGGUACCUACUACUAUGAAGGUCAAUGUAGUAAGAUUAGAAGUCAACUUGUACAAACUUGUAUAAAUGUUAGGAAAUGUGAGGAAAUGUGAGGAAAUGUGAGGAAAUGUUAGAUAGUGCAUGAUAGUGGGGACAUGGAAGACCGGGGAUUAGCCGGGUGGGUUUA
This is a messenger RNA of Hypoxylon fragiforme, 1881 nucleotides long. RefSeq names its product AhpC-TSA-domain-containing protein. Gene Ontology annotation, cellular component: cytoplasm. The record is from RefSeq and is a predicted model, not a curated record. The transcript is spliced from 3 exons. Gene Ontology annotation, molecular function: thioredoxin peroxidase activity. Gene Ontology annotation, biological process: cellular response to oxidative stress; cell redox homeostasis. Bases 730 to 1473 code for a protein of 247 amino acids. Lineage: Eukaryota; Fungi; Ascomycota; Sordariomycetes; Xylariales; Hypoxylaceae.